Molecule: messenger RNA, 2446 nt
Organism: Anopheles coluzzii
Lineage: Eukaryota; Metazoa; Arthropoda; Insecta; Diptera; Culicidae
Gene: Mcm5
Product: DNA replication licensing factor Mcm5
Exons: 2
Coding region: 112-2313 (733 amino acids)
Biological process (GO): DNA replication initiation; double-strand break repair via break-induced replication; DNA replication
Cellular component (GO): MCM complex; nucleus
Molecular function (GO): DNA replication origin binding; single-stranded DNA binding; ATP binding
Source: RefSeq, a predicted model, not a curated record
CUGGCAUAGGCUGUAAAUUUGGUUACUCCGCUUGCAAGCUGUGUUUGUUUUCACAAAGUUGCUGUUUAAUUGUGUUUAAUUUAUUCCCAAAACCGUCCCAAUCGUAGAAAAAUGGAUGGAUUUGAUGAUGUUGGUGUUUUCUUCUCGGACAACUUCGAUGGUGACCAGCAGCAGAACUCGAACCAGAUCAAUCUGCAACUGGUGAAGAAGCAGUAUCGCGAGUUCAUCCGAACAUUCUGUGAAGCUAACUUUUCCUACAAAUAUCGUGAUACGCUGAAACGCAACUACCUUCUCGGGCACUAUUAUCUGGAGGUGGAGAUCGAGGAUCUGGCUGGGUUCGAUGAAUCGCUGGCCGAUAAACUGUACAAACAACCGACAGAGAAUCUUCAAAUAUUUGAGGAAGCUGCCCGGGAAGUGGCCGACGAGAUAACCUCCCCAAGACCUGAAGGCGAGGAAGUCGUGCACGACAUUCAGGUGUUGCUCGUUUCCGGUGCGAAUCCGACCAACAUCCGCGACCUCAAGUCAGACUGCGUGUCGAAACUGGUGAAGGUUGCGGGCAUCAUUAUCGCGGCCUCCGGAAUCAAAGCCAAAGCAACCCGUAUCUCUAUCCAGUGCCGCACCUGUAACAAUGUCAUUCCGAAUUUGCCUGUUAAUCCGGGCUUGGAAGGGUAUCAACUGCCCAGAAAGUGUAACACGGAACAGGCAGGACGGCCGAAGUGUCCGCUUGAUCCUUACUUCAUAAUGCCGGACAAAUGUCGCUGUGUCGAUUUCCAGGUGUUGAAGCUGCAGGAACUGCCCGAUUUUAUACCGCAGGGUGAAAUCCCACGCCACAUGCAGCUGUUCUGCGAUCGCAGCCUGUGCGAACGGGUGGUGCCUGGCAAUCGAGUGCUGAUACAUGGCAUUUUUUCGAUCCGGAAGAUCGCUCGCCAGGGUAAGCGCGAUGGUCGGGAUAAAGCAAUUAUAGGCGUGCGUGCUCCGUACAUGCGAGUGGUGGGCAUUACGGUCGACACGGAGGGGAUGGGUGCUAUAUCACGCUUCAACAACAUUACGUCCGAGGAGGAAUCAACGUUCCGUAAGCUGGCUGCCAAUCCGAACAUUUACGACACGCUGGCGGACAGUUUGGCUCCGAGCAUUUUCGGCUCGCAGGAUAUUAAGAAAGCGAUCACGAGCAUGCUGUUUGGCGGAUCGCGUAAGCGAAUGCCGGACGGAUUGACGCGUCGUGGGGACAUUAACAUUCUCCUGCUGGGAGAUCCAGGAACGGCCAAAUCGCAGCUGUUGAAGUUUGUCGAAAAGGUUGCACCGAUUGCAGUGUACACGUCAGGCAAGGGCUCCAGCGCGGCUGGUCUGACCGCAUCAGUAAUCCGUGACCCGGCAACCAGAAACUUCAUCAUGGAGGGUGGCGCCAUGGUACUAGCGGACGGUGGUGUCGUGUGUAUCGACGAGUUUGACAAGAUGAAGGAAGACGAUCGAGUCGCGAUUCACGAGGCGAUGGAGCAGCAGACGAUCUCGAUCGCAAAAGCUGGCAUCACGACUACGCUGAACUCGCGAUGCUCGGUCCUGGCAGCGGCCAAUUCCAUCUUCGGCCGGUGGGAUGAUACGAAAGGUGAUGAAAAUAUCGAUUUCAUGCCGACCAUUCUGUCCCGUUUCGAUAUGAUCUUCAUCGUGAAGGACGAACACGAUCAGCAACGCGAUAUCACGCUGGCCAAGCACGUCAUGAGCGUCCACAUGAACGCAUCGAAGGCGACAGCCGAACCAAAGGAGGGUGAAAUUCCUCUAGCCAUGCUGAAGAAGUACAUCCACUACUGUCGCACGCAUUGUGGUCCACGGCUGAACGAGGCGGCGGCCGAGAAGCUUAAAAGUCAGUACGUGCGACUGCGCGCCGGUGUUGGCGAGCAUGAAAAAGCGAUAGACAAACGUCUGUCCAUUCCGAUCACCGUGCGCCAAUUGGAAGCCAUUAUUCGUAUCUCCGAAUCGCUGGCCAAGAUGCAGCUGCAACCAUUUGCAACAGAGGCUCAUGUCAGCGAAGCGCUGCGUCUCUUUGCCGUGUCGACGAUGACCGCUGCCAGCAGUGGUUCGCUUGCCGGUGCGGAAGGAUUUACCAGCGAAGAGGAUACGGAGAUAUUGAACCGGAUCGAGAAGCAGCUGAAGCGUCGGUUCGCCAUCGGAUCGCAGGUGUCGGAGCAGAGCAUUAUUCAGGACUUUGCGCGCCAGAAAUAUUCAGAAGCAGCAGUGCGGAAGGUUAUUCACACGCUGAUACGGCGCGGCGAGUUGCAGCACCGUUUGCAGCGAAAGAUGUUGUACCGAUUGUCCUGAUGAUUUAAAAAAAAACGUUAAUGCGACUUUUUUUUCUUUGUGUGUGCUUGUCUAACGAUUUUUUUUAUAACUUCUAAAUCCAUUUUUUUAAAUUAUGAUUUACCUUCUUGAAAUAUAUGUUCCAUUUACCUUA